AUGCCGUCGAUCGAUCGAGGAUCAUGCAUCGACGACUGCUCCUGCAUCUUGUGUCGUGAGCUAACAGACUGCCAGAUGAUGGCCGCAAGCCUGGGAAGCCCGCAGUCCCGUCGUGGCGGUGUUAAUUUCAUUCUUCGCAGGGGUUUACCGUUCAGCAACAGAACCCCAUCGAAAGAAUGGCUGGAGACGGAUGAUCCUAGCUUCACAGGCUACGAGGACAGAACGACGUUGGAGGAGAAGAGUCGCGGGCCGGAAACGAAGAAGUCGAUGACACAGGUGGUCGGUAAUGGGCCACGGCGACCGGACAAAGACGUCGCUCAUAAGACGGUGAUUUACUUCGGUGACUCGAAUCAACGUCAGAAGGAGAACAAAUUAUGUCCGAAAGAUAUCACGCAGACCAAGGAGGAUUCCGGUGUGUUCGACUCGAGGAGGGACCAGGAGGACGAUCCAGAUUGCCUGGAGGACGAGAAACGUUUCGCCAGUCCCGUCGAAAGGCAACGCUCGACGGUCAGUCUUGUGGAGAACGAGGAUCCGAAGGUCACGCACGAAAUCGUGGUGAACGUCAGCCCGAGUAGGGAAGACGUGCUGAGGAUCGAGGAGGACGAGAGCCAGGUCGAGGACUAUUGGUCCUUGCCGGGGGACAACACCGGGUUCAAGGCGGACUGGAGCUUUGUACAGCAAUGGCGCCUGAGGGGGCCAGGGGGUAGCAAUGGCCGCGAUCUCUAUUGUCCCCCGUACACGAAAGACUUCACGGAGGGUUCGCCGAAAAAUGGCGUCCACAAUACGGUGCACAUGGUGGCCGAACGGGACACGGACAGCGUGGCUCCGACGCCAACCCCUCAACACCCCCAUCACUCUCAACACCAUCAUCUCAGCCUGCACGAGAUCAGAGCGCUUCAGAGGCGACCAGAAUGCACCGGUAACAGCUCGUCGGAUGAGAAUCGAUCGUCCGGACACGCGAGCAUGUCGGACACAGGCGGUCACACGAGCAGCAGCUCGCCGCCCCAUCGUCACCACAGGUCGCACAGUCCUCAGCAAUUGAACUCUGUGCCCGAGGACGAUCGUUUGUCGGCCUCGGUCACCCAGAGAAAUGGCCGAAGUAGAUCCGGACAAAACCGUAACAGACACAGGGCCACACCUGCCAAGCUGCAGGUGCCGUGGUCAGGAUCCGGUUUAGAAGACAUCAAACUGGCGAUCCAGCAGCUCACGAUGCGUUCCCAUAAGUCAUCGUCCACUUACUCCUCCUUGAGCGGCUCCGAGAGCUCGGAGCCGGCCGUAAGGAGGCUGAUGCGGCAUUCCAGCCUGGAGACUAUCAACACCAACGUGACCAGCGCCGAUGAAUUUGUCUGGGUGGACUCGCACAAUCGGCUGGUGGAGCUGCAACAGUUGCCCUGGACGCAUCACGAUGUACUGAGAGUGUUGCAGAACGGCCGUACCAGGGAGCACAUGGAGCAAGUCUCUAUGGAGACUAUACCGCGUUUGUCGUAUCUGUUGCAACGGGCCUUGGUCAGAAUUGGUCGUGAAACGCAGCGACUGGCCAAGCCUGUUGGCCUUUGCAGCAAACACGAGGUUUACAGCGCGUUUAAGAUUGUGCUUUGCCCCGCCUUGGCUGAUUCUUGCACCAAGGCCUGCUUACGAGCCGCUGCAAUGUUCGCCGUCUCCGGUGACCAAUUGAAGCAAUCUAAGGCGUCCCGAUCGGGACUGCAAUUACCAGUGGGACGAUUUCUCCGCUGGAUGUCCGACGUACGAUUAGGAAGAAUGAUACACGAGUACGCGGCGAUAUAUUUGACCGCGGGGAUUGAAAAUCUUCUUGAAGAAAUACUGUUGCAAUCCAUACCAACUGAUCCGCACACAACCUUAACGGCAACCAUGUUGGAGCAUGCUAUAGCAAACAGCGGUGAUUUAUGGGGUCUUCUUCAGCCGUACGCGCAUCUUAAUGCUGGUCGAACAGCAUCAGGUGCUCUGGCGAUGCCUCGUUGGGCCAGCGUAAGUUCCUUGAACUCGUCGUCGUCGUCGUCCCGCAGUGGAAGAGACGCAGCAGGCUCUGCGUUGGAACCAUCACUGCUAACCACCUGCGUAGGAUCAAUGUCGGAAUUAAUAGAUCUAAUCUCGAAAGUAGCCCAAGCGGGACGUUCGCCCAUUCCUCUAACCGGCAAGGCACUGAACGCCUUGUUCUAUUAUAUGAGGUGUUCACAGCUGGAGCACGGAGAACGGGGUUCCGGCAUACAAGAACUCGCGUACGAGCGAGCGUACGUUGUUCUUCCUCCACUGGUUGAAUGGCUUCGUGUCGCGACUGCUCAUGCAGAACAUAGGCACGGACUCGUUGUAGAUCAAGACGAUAUUAAUCAAGCUGCCAGAUUGUUGUUGCCCGGCGUAGACUGCCCCGUUAGACCGAUAUGCUUCGAAGAAGUCGCCGUCUGUUCGAAACGUAUCGAUGAUUCCGAGUACGUGCGUCUUCUCACUAUGGACAUGGCCUUUAAGAUGUUGAUCAGUGGACGGACCGAUCUUAUCGCCCAAGCUAUGCCUCUUUUACCUUCGACGAAAAUCAACACUGUGAAUGACAAUGGCUUCACUGCUCUGAUGAUAGCAUGUAUCAGUGGGGAUGAAACAGCUGUGCUAGCUUUACUAGAUGCUGGAGCGGAUUUGAACAUUGAGAGUCCACCUCCGCCGACUGGUCAAUCGGCGAACACACCCUCCAAGAUUCCAAUAACACCGGCCGUGUCAAAUACCAGAAACCCAGUGACGCCAUCUGCAAUGAUGUCCCCAGUAAAAAAUAUGCAAACACCAAAUUCAUUAUCUGGAUCGCCAGGGUCUUCCAGCAAUGCUUCCAGUAACGUGUACUGCAAUCAAACUGGAUUCAACGCUGAGACCCAACAUUGGACUGCUUUAACUUACACAGCCCUGUUGGGACAUUGCAACAUCGCGAGAAUAUUGUUAGAGAGAAGUGCUGCAGUCGAAGGUGGUGCUAAACUCAGCGAAGACAAAUGUACAGUCACACCAUUGCAAGCAGCCACAGCUUCUGGUAACAAUGAAAUGGUGGCACUACUUUUGGCCCAUGGCGCGCAACCAUUCUUGUCGACUUUGAUCAAAGAUUCAUUUUCGUAUUCUGGUUCUGCUCAACGUGGCUGUUACAGUGCGAUAUCGGUAGCUACAGCGCACGGACAGAGAAGUUGCCUUCACCAGUUGUUGUCUCAUCCGCUGAAUUUCUCGGCGAAACGAGGAGAAAAGGAAGUAUUGUCCUUGGAGGAAAUACUUGCCGAAGGAAGCGCAGUUUCUAGUCCACAGCAGCAGACUGUUGAUGCAAGAGGAAAUCGAAGGGAGGGUAAAGAGCCUGUUUUUAACAAGGUGCAGACUAAAGCCUUGCAGGAAGCUAUGUACCACAGUGCUGAAAGUAACCAUUUAGACAUCACAAUGGAACUUCGUGGACUAAAAGUGGGUUGGACGUUACACUGUUGGAUGCACAGUCUUGCAACUGCUCAUGAAAUGAGAUUGGAUUCGGUGAUAGAUCAGUUGCUUCAAGAUUUCCUUCAAGUGUGUCCAGAUGACUACUCAACGCAAUUCGUUCAAGAAUGUCUUCCUCUGUUAUUCAAUAUCUUUAGGUACAGUAAGAAGGAAGGGACAACGCUUCUUCUUGCUGAUAUCUUCUGUACGUGUUUUGGAUGGGAACCGAUAAAACCCAUUAGAGACACCACACUUUCAAGUGGAUCAAGGAUCGAUCCGAAAUUUGUAAAUAAUCCAGAACUGAGCGAUGUACAAUUUCGAGUAGAAGGCAGAGUUUUUUACGGCCACAAAAUCGUUCUGGUCACAUCGUCUCCAAGAUUUAGAAAUAUGUUAAGUUCGAAAUUGUGUGAAGGGAAUCCACCCAUUGUACAAAUUAAUGACAUUCGAUACCAUAUCUUUCAGAUGGUCAUGGAAUUUUUGUACCAUGGCGGAUGCGCCACAUUAGAGGUCAAUCAAAGUGAUGUAUUAGAGCUGAUGGCGGCAGCAAAUUUCUUCCAAUUGGAUGGCUUGCUUAGAUAUUGCGAGGCACAGUGUUCUUCGAUGGUCGAUCUCGACAACAUUGUCACCAUGUACAUUCAUGCAAAGGUAUAUAAUGCAACACAGCUCCUGGAAUAUUGUCAAGGAUUUCUGUUGCAAAACAUGGUAGCAUUGCUGACUUAUGACGACUCGGUGAAACGUCUACUCUUUGCUAAAAAGUUGCCGAAUCAUGACGUUCUCGCGGGCCUCCUUCUCACUUUACAAGCAAGAAUAAAGGCUAGGCGAUCUCAGCAACAGAAUAAGAUAAAGACUUAG
Molecule: messenger RNA, 4293 nt
Organism: Dufourea novaeangliae
Lineage: Eukaryota; Metazoa; Arthropoda; Insecta; Hymenoptera; Halictidae
Product: ankyrin repeat and BTB/POZ domain-containing protein BTBD11
Exons: 13
Coding region: 1-4293 (1430 amino acids)
Molecular function (GO): protein heterodimerization activity
Source: RefSeq, a predicted model, not a curated record